Messenger RNA from Cetraspora pellucida, 576 nucleotides. The record is from the annotation of a GenBank genome assembly. Lineage: Eukaryota; Fungi; Glomeromycota; Glomeromycetes; Diversisporales; Gigasporaceae.
AUGCAAACAAAAAAGGAUGUUGAGCUUGAAGAUUACCAACUAUUUGGAAUCUGGACUAUAGAAAAUAUUACUAAAAUGCAAGAUCUCAUGGUAGGAGUUUUGGAUUUCAACUUAGAUCCAUCUGUAACAAAAGUAAAAAAUUUGUUAGAAGAUCAGAUAAUACAAAAUAAAGAAGGUGAUGUUAAAAAUAUAAUACCUGAGGAUAGUGAAGAUGAUGAGAAUAAUGAAAUCCCAGAGUUAAUUGAAACUUGGGAAAUAAAAAUAACCCCAGAAGAAAAUUUAGAUAUUACUGAGUUAGGAUUACUAGAUAAACAUGAAAAAAACUUCAGUAUUAAAGAAAUUAAUGAAGAAAUAGCUUCUAAAAUAGAGUCAGUAUAUCAAAUAAAUCUACUAAAUAUUGUUAUAUUAAAACCUGGACUAGCACCUGAUAGCAACACUGCCAUAUUCAAGUCAAUUGAUAUAUAUCUAGAAGAUCUUGGACAAGACAUUAUUGACUUAACAUGUAAUGCAGCUAUUUUUGAAAGAACUAAAUCAUAUGCAAAUGAAAACUUAUCUUGCAGAUUUAUUCUUGGAUAA